Messenger RNA from Procambarus clarkii (red swamp crayfish), 1026 nucleotides. Lineage: Eukaryota; Metazoa; Arthropoda; Malacostraca; Decapoda; Cambaridae. The record is from RefSeq and is a predicted model, not a curated record.
AUGGUUGGCAUUAAAGACAUAUUCAACCACGAUUUUUUUCUCAUUCGUUGUCGGUUCGAAGAAUUUUUUGAGACGAAAGAGAUAUUAGGAGUGAAAGAUCUCGCUGAGUGCCAGCUUCCUGGCACCAUUCCUGGGACCAAUCCUGGCAUCAUUCCUGGUACCAUUCCUGGCAUCAUUACUGGAACCAUUCCUGGCAUAAUUCCUGGUACCAUUCCUGGCAUCAUUACUGGAACCAUUCCUGGCAUCAUUCCUGGUACCAUUCCUGGCAUCAUUACUGGAACCAUUCCUGGCAUCAUUCCUGGUACCAUUCCUGGCAUCAUUCCUGGUACCAUUCCUGGCAUCAUUCCUGGUACCAUUCCUGGCAUCAUCACUGGGACCAUUUCUGGCAUCAUUCCUGGUACCAUUCCUGGGACCAUUCCUGGCAUCAUUACUGGGACCAUUCCUGGCAUCAUUCCUGGGACCAUUCCUGGCAUCAUUACUGGGACCAUUCCUGGCAUCAUUCCUGGGACCAUUCCUGGCAUCAUUCCUGGGACCAUUCCUGGCAUCAUUACUGGGACCAUUUCUGGCAUCAUUCCUGGGACCAUUCCUGGCAUCAUUCCUGGGACCAUUCCUGGCAUCAUUACUGGGACCAUUCCUGGCAUCAUUCCUGGGACCAUUCCUGGGACCAUUCCUGGCAUCAUUCCUGGGACCAUUCCUGGCAUCAUUACUGGGACCAUUCCUGGCAUCAUUCCUGGGACCAUUCCUGGCAUCAUUCCUGGGACCAUUCCUGGCAUCAUUCCUGGAACCAUUCCUGGCAUCAUUCCUGGGACCAUUCCUGGCAUCAUUCCUGGCAUCAUUCCUGGAACCAUUCCUAGUACCAUUCUUGGCAUCAUUCCUGGGACCAUUUCUGGCAUCAUUACUGGGACCAUUUCCGGGACUACUAUUGGGACUUUUACUGGGACCAUUCCUGGGACUAUUCCUAGCACCAUUCCAGGCAAAAUUCCUAAAACCAUCCAUGGGACCCAACACCACUGGAAUUCUGUCUGA